Komagataella phaffii GS115 is the source of this 921-nucleotide messenger RNA. RefSeq lists its product as uncharacterized. Lineage: Eukaryota; Fungi; Ascomycota; Pichiomycetes; Pichiales; Pichiaceae. The transcript has a single exon. Gene Ontology annotation, cellular component: plasma membrane; cell cortex of cell tip. The coding region runs from base 1 to 921 and encodes 306 amino acids. The record is from RefSeq and is a predicted model, not a curated record. Gene Ontology annotation, biological process: fungal-type cell wall organization.
AUGGGUUGCUUUAGAUUUUGUCUGGUCAUAAUACCAGCCUUACUGUCGGUUGUCGCAUGUUUAUUUGCAAUUUUCUCCUGUAUCGGAUCAACCAAAAAUAACGAGUUUUUGACGUCUAUUUACCUUUUGGAAAUUGAUGCCUCCAAUAUAUCAAUUUCGGCUCUGAUCCCUGCUGCCGCCAAUAUAGACAUCUCUCCUCAACAAUUGGGUUUGUCAGAUGUCUACACUCUUGGUAUGUGGGGAUACUGCGAGGGUACAGCUUCCUCUGAUGCUCAAACUGACAGAGAUGAAAUUCUUGGUCUGGACAAUGUUGAUUUCACCGCUUGUUCAAGUCCAAAGGCAAUGUACGUUUUUGAUCCCGAAAGUUUCAUACAGGAUGUGCUGAAUACCUCGGCAUCACUAAAUCAAGUGAACUCAUACCUGGACAUUCUUGGAGUAGACAACGUUGACAUCUCUCUUCCUCAGGAUUUGGUCGACUACGAGGACACAAUAAGAGCAGUAUCCAAGAUGAUCUUUAUUUGCACCAUAAUCGGUAUUGUGCUUACAUUCAUACAGGUUCUCUUCUCCAUUGGAGCUUUCUUCAGCAAGGGAUGGUCUUGUGCCACCACUGUUGUAAGUAUAUUGUCCUUCGUAAGUCUUAUCAUUGGUGCUGGUGGUGCGACUGGGAUGUACCGAAUUGUGCAAACUAUUUUCAAUGAUAACCUCGGUGAGUAUGGAGUCAGAGCAGGUCUUUCUAGAAACUUUUUGGUCUUCUACUGGCUUGCGGUUGCAUUAAACCUGAUAGCCUUAGUAUUUUGGAUCUUUUCAAUCUGCUGUGGAUCUACUAGGAAGCGUAGUAGGUCGUACACCGAUUCCGCAGAGAAGCAGCCGAUGAUGGUCUAUCAACCGUAUGAACAGGCUCCACAGCACGUAUACAAAUAG